Messenger RNA from Penaeus vannamei (Pacific white shrimp), 1631 nucleotides. Its product is annotated as carbohydrate sulfotransferase 11. Lineage: Eukaryota; Metazoa; Arthropoda; Malacostraca; Decapoda; Penaeidae. Gene Ontology annotation, biological process: carbohydrate biosynthetic process. The record is from RefSeq and is a predicted model, not a curated record. Gene Ontology annotation, cellular component: membrane. Gene Ontology annotation, molecular function: sulfotransferase activity.
UUUUUUCUUUUUUUUUCCGUAGAAAAUUAUGAGGGCCUCUAGACUUCGCCUUCGUCUCAUGAUGCUACUGUCCUCACUGCUUGCUUUGGCAGUUUUCAAAGCUACCUUCAUAUCCUGUCGAUUCUCUUUCAAGUACACGGAAAGGCGCAGUCAGCCCAGGCCUAGACAUGAACUCGAAAUUUCACCACCCGCGAUGAAGUCGGUGACGGCUUUUGAAGCUUUUACCAGACGUUUGGUCUCUUACCCGAACGACCCCAGGUACUCUCCAGCUGCACUUAAGAAGAGGGCUUUAUCUUUCUCUAAUACCUCUGACCUAGCGGCGUUCUUAGUGGAGCAGGACCGCAGGAAGCAUCAACUUGCCGAAGUAUGCCAAGAAAACAGAGGGCCACCCAGCAAUGAUCACCCUCUGUUUCUUGUACAUGACAGGAGAAAUUCCUUGACGUACUGCCCUAUCUACAAAGCCGCCAGCACCUCAUGGUCCAUCCUGCUGCUGCAGAUGGCUGGGGUUACGAAGAGUGAGGAAGAAAACUUGCAAGUUCUUCUUGAAGAGGUUUUCCCAAGGAAAUUAAGGACAACUGAGUACAAGAGAACACGUAAUACAACGAAAUUCGUAGUCGUUCGCCACCCCCUCGACCGCCUGGCUUCCACCUACCGAGACAAAUACCAGAAUGCAAGCAAGCCUUGGUAUUACAUUAAUUAUGGGCAAGAAAUGGUGAGGAUGUUUAGAUCCUUUCCUGAGCGUCUGACCAAAGCUGAGGUGUUAGGGCUUCAGUACCAGGUGGCUGCGAAGAUCCAGGCGGGGCAUCCGGUGACCCUCUCCGGCAACCCGUUCACAAACCCGCUCGGCCCCACCUUCAGGGAGUUCGUGCUCUUCGUCGUCGCCUCGAAGCACGCCGACCCGCACUGGAUGGAGUUCCACAGGCAGUGCGCAGUUUGCAACUUUGAUUAUGACUUUAUUAUCAAGUUUGAGAACCUACGCGGUGAGUCCGAGCAGUUCCUGGAUUACUUGAACCGCGGCUCGGACUUCAUUUUGCAGAGAAGAAACUCGCGGCGGAAGCCCAGCGGCUCGUCCGCCGACCCUGGCUGUUCCCUCUUCAGCCAGAUUUCAGCUCGUCUCAUCAGGAGGCUUGUUGCGAAAUACGAAAAGGACUUUAAACUAUUUGAAUACAGUCCAGAUGAGUAUUAUAAAUGUGCUUCGGAUUAUAAGCUCUAAUGAGAAUCACCAACAAGUUGUGUACACGCAUACACACAAGCGCGCGCGCGCGGACACACACAUAUGUGUGUGUCUGUGUGUAUGUAUUUAUGUAUGUGCACACACACACACACACACACACACACACACACACACACACACACACACACACACAUCACACUGUACUGUAUAUAUAUAUAUAUGUGACUGGCGCGAUGCUCUAAUCCUUACGGUCGCGGGUUGAAAUCCCCGCCGCGGCAGUUGGAGACAGCCUUCGCUCCGCGGCUGUUAAGCCUUGAGAGAUGAAGGUGCUCGACCGCGUGCGUCAAAGAAAAGCUGCCAGAUAGCCCUAGCUGUGAACUGAAAGUGGCUGAGGUAUUGCAGUGGAAUGAAUGGCUGUGGAAUAGCGAUAAUAAUGAUAGUAAUGAAUAUGAUUAUA